Molecule: messenger RNA, 1885 nt
Organism: Erythranthe guttata (spotted monkey flower)
Lineage: Eukaryota; Viridiplantae; Streptophyta; Magnoliopsida; Lamiales; Phrymaceae
Product: PHD finger-containing protein 1
Biological process (GO): negative regulation of transcription elongation by RNA polymerase II
Molecular function (GO): histone reader activity
Source: RefSeq, a predicted model, not a curated record
AAGAAGAAAAAACAAAACAAAGCAACCAAACGCAGCCUUACCUUUCCCCCCAUUUCCACAUGAUCUCUGCCUUUCAACUUUGUUCAGUCCUUUUUCUCGCCAAAAAAAUAAAUUUUCUUCUCCGGUGCAUGAAGGUUUGAAUUUUGAAGCUCCGACUGAACGAGUAGUAAUGGCUUCUCCGGCCGAAUUUCCUGUUCCCAAGGCCAUGGUUUGUUUGGCUUGCGGCGGCAAAGGCGACACCAAGCGCCUUAUCUACUGCAUCAAGUGUCGGGAUUCUGCUAUUCAUCACUAUUGCUUGGAAAACUUCUCCGGCGACGAUGAUAAUAUAAAGUGGUUAUGUUGGGAUUGUGCACCCAAAGAUAGCAAGGCUGCGACAUUCAGGAAAAGUGAAAGGAUUAGUUCGAAACGACAAAAGGUUCUAGAAACUAGAAGUUAUUGGAAAGAGAGGUUACACCAAAACAAGAAGCCGAUCCAGACUAGUAAUGAAAUCAGUGGAACUGGAAAGUUAACCACUGAUGGUCAUUUGCCUACCGAGAAAAUUGAAACAGACUUGUUAUAUGGAAGGCAAAGAGAUCAAGAUAUUCUGGUCGAGAAAAUGUCAGUACCUGAGAAUUCGAGCCUCAUUGAUGAACAAGAUGAUUCAACGAGAGUAGAUGAACCUACGUUGGCAAGAAAGAGUCCCAAUCCAUUUCAACAGGAAAACGACAUGAACUCAUGUGACGACACUCAGAAAAUUGAAGAGGUUGGAAACAAGAAAAGAAACUUACUUCUUAACUACGACACUGAUUCCCAAGACGAGGGGAAAGUGCUCGAUCUUCAAGUUUCAGCUUUAGUAGCUUAUGAUCAUUGCAUCACAUCGGACAAAUUACACGGCCACCCUUCUUUAGAAUCCGAUGACAGUCCCUCUGCAGAACCAGUUAUUGAUCCCAUAUGGAGGGGGUGGUUCAAUGUUAAAGAAGAAAGUGAGACGUGUUUUGAAAUUGCAGCUCAUCUGUCCAACAAAGCCUGCUCGAGAGUAUCUGAUGCUGUAACCUCAAUCCCACCAAUUCUUGACAUCGAAGUCGUGGACAAACACGAUGCAUGGCCAACAUUUUUCAAGGCCUCACCACCAACAGCUGCUAGCAUUGCUCUAUAUUUUUUCCCAGCAUCUCUAAGGGACGAAAGGGUUUUUGAUGGUCUACUUGAUGAGUUUAUCGAGAAAGAUCUUGCUCUGAAAGCUACGAUAGAUAACGCGGAACUCUUGAUAUUUCCCUCUUGCGAAUUGCCUAUACAAAAUUGGAGGUACAACAGCAAGUACUUUUUAUGGGGUGUUUUUAGGCGGAAAAAGUGGUCGAGUUCGCCUGACGAGAAUGCCACCUGUACUGAACAAAAUAGCAGCACAGAGUGUUUUGGAUUUUCUGAGCCUAUAACAGUAGCAAAAUAUAAAGAUUUGGUUAUUUCUGAAUUUGCGGAUCAUAUGAAAUCUCCAGGCGAAACAAAUCAAAGUCCGUUGAGCAUAAGCAGCAGCCAAGCAUCUAAUGCAUUUUCUUCGUCGAAGCAUAACACUCCAGAGUUUCUACUGUCGGCUUCGUUUGAGCUAAGUAUGCUGGAUAAGGCAAUGGAGAGAGACGAUUGGUUUCUGAACAAGAAGUUGCAGCUCGAAGAACAAAUGAGUUGAAGGUGAAAAUCAUGGGAUUGCAUUCAGUGAUGAUACAAACUUGGUCUGUAGAGAAAUUUGACACCAUUGUUAUUUUUAAUUACCUAGGUUGUUGAAAUGUGUAAUGUAUCGAUUUCUUCAGUUCGUCCAAACAAAAUUUUAUGGUGAGAAAGAUGUUGCGUGUGCGUUCUUGUCUGACACAAUUCUCGGUCCUUGGGCGUACAUAAAUCAAAAGUUUCAAUGGAAGAA